This is a messenger RNA of Gadus macrocephalus (Pacific cod), 2426 nucleotides long. RefSeq names its product DENN domain-containing protein 2D-like. The coding region runs from base 222 to 1757 and encodes 511 amino acids. The transcript has 14 exons. Gene Ontology annotation, cellular component: cytosol; nucleoplasm. The record is from RefSeq and is a predicted model, not a curated record. NCBI's taxonomy places the organism in Eukaryota, Metazoa, Chordata, Actinopteri, Gadiformes, Gadidae.
AGACGGUCCCUAACAGACUCCACUGGUGAGCGUCGUGCUUCGCGGAGUGAAAGCAAGAGCCGCGUUUUCCCUAAUGUGAUCGAGUUGUCAAGGAUUCACGUUUCCAACACUGUGGAAGGACGGCCGAACUUCUGUCUUCAAAAUAAGUUCAAUCUGAUGGGAGACUGGUCGCCUUUCUACGAGACAUUGCGUUUGGAAAACGAAAGUGGUGGAGGGUGAAAAUGAGUGAAGAUGUGAAGCGGAGAGCUCCGAAAGAACACACGACUGAUCCUCACAGCCGAUUGAGUGUGCAGCCCAAGAUGCAGCUGAUGGAUCACGGGGAUGGAAGUCAUUCAUCCCACGAUGAACCCGCCGCAGAGAGAAGCGGCAUGAAGCGACUCAGCACUCUGUGGUCCUCCUUCCGGCACGGCAAGAAAGACCGGUUAAAAGACGUGCCGGAGUCCCCGGUGGAGCCGGGCCCCGCGGAGCCCCAGGAGCGUGAGCCCCGCGUCAUCCGGGGCCAGUACUUCUUCGAGUACCUGGUGGUGGUCAGCCUGGUGAAGAGCGGCGGCGGCUACGAGCCCCAGAUCUCCUACCAGUUCCCCAAGAGAGACGGAAUGGGGAGGUCUCAGAAGGAAGAGGAGGAGAAGAUCCUGAAAGCCAUCACUCUGUUCUGCUUCCCUGAGGGUAUUGACUGGGCCCCCAUGACAGAGUACCAGAGCGAGACGUUCUCGUUCGUUCUGACCGAGGUGGACGGCAGCAGGAAGAACGGAUACUGCCGGAGGUUAUUGCCCAAAGGUAACAAAGCGUGCCCGCCAGAGGCUUACUGCAUCAUCAGCAAACUGGCCUGUUUUGGUCUCUUUUCCAAGAUCUUCGACGAGGUGGAGAAGCGCCGGCAGAAGUCCAUGGCCAUGAUCUACCCCUUCAUGCAGAAGCUGAGGGAGUCCCCGUUCCCUGCCCCCGGGAACAGCGUGGAGAUCAAGAGCCACAUCCCAGAGUCCGGAACCGAGAUCAUCAAGUUGACGCGCCCGCUGGACUCCUGGCUGGAGCACGUGAACUUCGCCACGCUGUGCGGCUGUCUGAGCAACCAAGAGAUCCUGCUGGUGUUCGCCGCCGCCGUCCUGGAGAGGAGGAUCGUCUUCAUCGCCGAAGAGCUGGGAACGUUGUCCCAGGUGGCCCAUGCUGUCUCGGCCCUGCUGUACCCCUUCACCUGGCAGCACACCCUAAUCUCCAUCGUGCCCAGCAUCCUCAUCGACGUUGUCAUGGCGCCCACGCCCUACCUGCUGGGGGUCCAGAAGAAGAUGGUGGAUUUGAUCGACGACAAGUGCGACAUGCUGCUGGUUGACUUGUCGGAGAACAGGACAGAGACGUUCAUCGCUUCAAUCGGCGAUGAGAGAUCCAUCUUACCUCCAAAGCUGCAUGACGAGAUCCUGCUGGCCCUGGAGAACAAGAAGGAGAAAGCUACCGUGGAGGAGUGGAACCGGGUGGUGUCCGAGGCCUUCCUGGGCUUCUUUGUGAAGACGGUGGGCCACUACGCCUCGUAUCUGACCUCGAGUGGCGGGGCGGAGGCGCCCAGGACGUUCCAGAGCCGGGCCUUCUACAAGUCCAUCAAGAGCAACACCACCCGGCACUUUGUCAAGAAGUUCAUGCAGACGCAGAUGUUCGACAUCUUCAUCCAGGAGGCGGAGCAGCGACAGUCUGGGACGCAUCAAGGAAUUUUCCAUCAGAAGAUUCAGGAAUACCAGAAUAAUAGGAAAGCGGAGAAGAAGAAGCGGUGAAUCCUACGGCCCACAGAGUUGAAGGCAUAUUAAAUAAUUUAACAUCGCCUCCGGAACAGUUUAUUCCAUAGGUAGGUCCUGGAAUAAAGGAACAUGGACCAGACCCAAGGAAACGAUGCAUACUCCCAAUAUAAGCUGUGUACAUCUGGGACAAACAGUUAAAUUAAGUCCAUUAUUGUUGCCUGUAAAUACGAUUCAUUGAUUUUGUAUGUCUCCUAUGAACGCGUUUGUAGCGCUGUAUCUUUUAAUUGUAUUUUUAUGAAUCUAGAAAAAGUGAUAAUUGAGCUGCUAUUUUACCAUUGAUUUUAAUCUAGAGUCAGAGGGGCGGUUAAUUUUAAAAGAAGGAAUGAACCUGUCGACCCAUCGUUGGAUCAGACCACUUUGUGUAUGAUGUGACUGUUGCGUUGCCCCGGUUAGCUUUUGUUAGCGGUGAGCGCUAACACAAGAACAGCUCAUAGGAUUAGCUUGCGCUCUUUCCUGUCUUAAAGGUACAAUUACAUGGGAAAAGUAGUGUUCAUUUUUAAGAAUUCAACUCAUUUUAUUGGUUUUUUUUCUCCAAAGACCGAACUGACGCCGGGUAGCACUUCUGUCAGGUUUGAUAUUGUCGUAUCACUGUAUCGCAUGGGGACAAGCCACUGUCGUCAGUCAUGAAUAAACAUGUUUGAUUUA